This is a messenger RNA of Neocloeon triangulifer, 1245 nucleotides long. RefSeq names its product LIRP (gene Ilp1). The coding region runs from base 37 to 711 and encodes 224 amino acids. NCBI's taxonomy places the organism in Eukaryota, Metazoa, Arthropoda, Insecta, Ephemeroptera, Baetidae. The transcript has 4 exons. Gene Ontology annotation, molecular function: hormone activity. The record is from RefSeq and is a predicted model, not a curated record. Gene Ontology annotation, cellular component: extracellular region.
UAUUUAUGCACUAGUCUCGCGGGCAGUUAGUACUUGAUGAGCUUUUGCCGAGUUCGGACGAGCUGUAGAGGGGCUUUGCGCGAGAAUUACAAGCGCGGCAGGAGUGACCAAAAGCCUGCGCCCGAGGACACGCGAGAGACUUCGACGCGGCCGGCGAACGCGCGAGGCGCCUUCUUUUCCAGUUCCUCGGCCGACGGCGGACGGACGGGCAGUCGCUCGCACCUCACACUUUACUCUAAGAUGUGGAUCUCGAUGGUGCGAGCACUGGCCGCCGUGGCCCUCUGCACGCAGCUGGUGCCCGACGCGAGCGAGGCGCUUCCGGCCGGCGUGCAGGACUUCGACGACAUCAACUCGUACGCAUCCUCGCUGGACGGUAACUCGAGACGAAUAAGGCGGGAUCUUUUUCAAAUCGAGUCCAAAAGAGGGGCUAACAACAAAUACUGCGGCAAGCAUCUAGCCAACGCACUGCACUUAGUCUGCGACGGCGUGUUCUUUAAUCCUGGGACAUGGAGUAAGAAAUCCGUGCCAGAUCCUCAAGACUACUGGCAGGACGAAUUGAGCAGCAACUUCCCGUUCCGUUCACGCGCUGAGGCGACACAGUUGAUGCCCUCGAACCGGCGAGUGCGUCGCAAGCCGCGCGGCAUCGUUGACGAAUGCUGCCUCAAGAGCUGUUCCAUUAACGAGAUGAAGAGCUACUGCGGCCCUCAUUGAGCAACAACAACAAAAAAAACCCCCAUACAAAAAAACACAUAAAUACAAUCAGCACGCAUGAAUUGAAUGUAAAGAGCAAAAACCGCACUCAUUCGCAUCACACACCUUGCCGUUUUUUCUAUUCCUCAGCAGGAAAAAUAAUAAAAAUGAUUAAAAAAACAAUUAAUAUUAUAGGCUGAGUAGAGGAAUCAUACACGCAAUUUGCACGCUAAUUAUUCGAUGGUGAUGAUGAAAAAAAAAUCAAUGUUUCGUAAAAAUCAAUGUCCUUGUGAGUGUGAGCCGAUCGUUGAUCUUUCAGUUCGUAAUGUUAAGAUGCGGUCAAGUUUUUUUUGUAUUCUAGAAUUUUAAUUAUUAAUUUUUAAUCGCUCACUCCAACUCAUGAUCAUUUUUAUCAGAUUUUGUCCUUGAACCUCUGGCGUUCGUUGCCCCUUUUUCAUGUCCCCUGGUGUUUUUCAGCUCUACUUAAUUUACCAACCUCACACACAAAACAAUUAUGUUCUCACGGAUGGAAAUAAAAAAUUCAUGAAAAGUCAA